This is a messenger RNA of Lutzomyia longipalpis, 1743 nucleotides long. It is a transcript of the gene Ir76b, whose product is annotated as glutamate receptor ionotropic, delta-1. NCBI's taxonomy places the organism in Eukaryota, Metazoa, Arthropoda, Insecta, Diptera, Psychodidae. The transcript is spliced from 2 exons. Gene Ontology annotation, molecular function: glutamate-gated receptor activity. Gene Ontology annotation, cellular component: membrane. The record is from RefSeq and is a predicted model, not a curated record. The coding region runs from base 1 to 1743 and encodes 580 amino acids.
AUGGAUGGUAUUGGGAUUCUCUUUGAGAGUGUCUGCCACAAUUUAACAUGUGACAGUGCUGCGAAUAGUGAUGAUUAUGAGUCUGUGAACAUCACAUCACAAAGUGGCAUGAGUAAUAUGACAUCGGGUGAGGCGAAGGAGAUGGUGCUGGAUCAGCUGAGGAAGGAGAUUAAUGGACAAACCCUCAGGGUUGUCACCCUCAAUGACUACCCACUGAGCUUUGUGGAUACGGUCAAUGAUACCGCCAUUGGAGCUGGGGUAUCAUUUGAUCUUCUUGAAUUCUUAACGGAAAAAUUUAACUUUACCUACGAAGUUGUUGUACCGGAAAAUAACAUUGUUGGAUCGACGCAGGAUUUCGACGGAAGUCUUAUUGAGCUUCUUGAAAAUGGGAAAGCGGACUUUGCAGCAGCAUUUUUGCCCAUUUUGACAGAUGCACGCGAACGUAUCUACUACUCAAAGACAACCCUGGAUGAAGGGGAAUGGAUUAUGAUAAUGACCCGACCAGCUGAAUCGGCAACAGGUUCAGGUCUUUGGGCACCCUUUGACCUCAAUGUGUGGAUUCUUAUUCUCCUUUCACUAAUAUGCGUUGGACCUAUUAUCUACCUCCUCAUAAUAAUCAGAAUGAAAUUAACAAAGGACCGAGAUCAGCACAUCUACUCACUACCUCAUUGCAUUUGGUUUGUCUAUGGAGCACUCAUGAAGCAAGGGAGUACUCUCUCACCCGUAGGCGACUCUACGAGACUUCUCUUUGCAACUUGGUGGAUCUUCAUAACCAUACUCACAUCCUUCUACACCGCAAACCUCACAGCAUUCCUCACGCUAUCCAAAUUCACUUUGCCCAUCAACAAUGUGGGAGACAUUCUCAGAAAGCAGAAGACUUUUGUCGCAAAUCGUGGGGGUGCUGUGGAGUAUGCAAUCAAGAAUAAAGACGAAGCUCUAACACAACUAAGUCGAAUGGUUGAGAAGAAUUUGGUGAAAUUUUCCAUGUCGUCCAAUGACACAGACAUCCUCCUUCAGGAUGUUGAAAAGAGAAAUUACUUGUAUGUCCGAGAUCGUCCAGCUAUAAAUCAUCUUAUCUACCGAGAUUACGUAUAUCGGAAGACAAUAAGUUUGACGGAUGAGAAAAUUCAGUGCCCUUUUGCUGUGGCCAAGGCACCCUUUAUGACGCGCAAGAGGGCAUUUGCAUAUCCCAAAAAUUCAUCACUUCACCUCCUCUUCGAUCCAGUCCUCUUGCAUUUGGUCGAAUCGGGGAUUGUGAAAUACAAACUUUGGCAGGGAUUGCCAAAUGCCGAAAUUUGUCCAUCUAAUCUUGUGAGUACCGAACGACAGCUGAGGAAUGGUGAUCUAAUGAUGACGUACUACAUCAUGAUUGCUGGAUUUUGCACCUCAACUGUGGUAUUUGUCAGUGAGCUCUUCUUCAGAUUCCUCAAUACACGAGGUAUUUGCAUACCGAAGGGUGAACGGGGACAUCUCCGGGGGAAAUCGAACACACAUAAGGAGAAUUUCACUGCUGACAGCAUGACACCACCACCACCCUAUACCACCCUCUUUCAUCGUAGCCGAAACAUUCUUGGGGGCAUUACGGAGCAAAAUGUAUUCGCUAUGCGAGAGACAAACACCCUCCAGAGAAAGAAUAUCAAUGGACGUGAAUAUGUGGUGGUUCAGGGAAGUGAUGGUGUGUCGCGAUUAAUUCCUCUGCGAGUUCCUUCAGCAGCACUCUUUCAGUAUUCAUACACCCAGUGA